This is a messenger RNA of Taeniopygia guttata (zebra finch), 1844 nucleotides long. Lineage: Eukaryota; Metazoa; Chordata; Aves; Passeriformes; Estrildidae. The record is from RefSeq and is a predicted model, not a curated record.
AUGAAGUUCGUGCCGGCAGCCGGUGAUGCCGGCGGGACCGGUUGGAUGCCGCCGCUGGAACCGGAGCGAGGGCUCCCGCCGCGCCGCGUCCCCCCCGGGACGAGCAUCUCUGGGAAUUGGCAGCGGGAGCGGAGCGCGGCGCUGCAGCUCUCUCCCCACACAGGCGUCGUGCCCUUCGUGGCGCUGCUCCUGCUGCAGCGGCGGCCCGUGGCCGGCCGGGCGCUGCUGCUGAGCGGCUCCGGCUGCCCCGGCCACGGCUUGUGCCGCUCCAACGUGCAGGAGCAGACCCGCAGGCAGGUGGCCCUGCUCAACGCCACCGCCCAGGAGCUCUUCAGCCUCUAUCUGAAGUGCCAGGGAGAACCGUUCAGCAGCGAGAGCGACAAGCUCUGCAACCCCGCCGGCAUCUUCUUCCCCGCCUUCCGCGUCAACCGGACCAGCGAGAGGAAGGAGGUGAUGGUGGCCAUGUACAAGCUCUUCGCCUUCCUCAACGCCUCGCUGGGCAACAUCACGCGCGACCAGGAGGAGCUCAACCCCAUGGCCAAAGAGCUCCUCGAGCGGCUCCACAACACCACCAAGACCACCCGAGGCCUCAUCUCCAACCUCACCUGCCUCCUCUGCAAGAACUACAACAUCUUCCAGGUGGAUGUCAGGUACGGAGACAGCUCCAAGGGCAAGAGCGCCUUCAAGAAGAAGCAGCAGGGCUGCCAGGUGCUCAGGAAGUACGUGCAGGUCAUCGGGCUGGCGGCACGUGUCCUCCUACCUCAUCUCAGCCCCUCAUGAGCGCCGCCCCGGCGACGCUCCUCUCCGCCGCUGGCCGGCCCCACCGCUGCCUCCUCAACUCCCGCCUUCCUAUUUAUUGCUCGGACCCUGCGCAGGCCCCAUCCGCCCUCCGCUAAUUUAUUGCCCCUUGAAGGGGUGAACGUCGCAGCCCGGGAUGUCCCGGGCAGAGCAGAGCCAGCGCCCAGCAGGACGAGGCAGCGCAUCUGCGAGGAGCAUGGGCUGGUCCCAGGAUGUGCCUCAGCCAUCCCCGCGCUCCCGUGGGGUGUGGGGAGCCGUGGGGACUGGAGGCAGGGCCGGACUCUGUCCCCCACGGACAGUGUCACCACGCAGAGCAAACGGACAGAUGCCCUUGAGCACCGUCUGAAAGCUGUCACUUCCCUGGAAAAAGGAUUGUGAGGAAGGACAUUGGGAUGCAGUGGCUGGCAGAGACGUGGGGACGUGGGGACAUGCUCCUCCUGCACGUUUUAAGGCUGGGCUCCCCUGCAAGGAGCCAGACUGAGGGUACUGGUGGCCUGAGCUUGCUGGGGCUGGGUCCCACCAUCUGGGACAAGGCCACCUGUGUGGGACAGUCACCCCACUGUGGAGCAUCACCCCCCGCGCGGGCACGGCGGGGCACGGAAUGUCCUCUCCUUUGGAAAAGCGCUUUUCCCACUGGGAGAGCUCUGAAUGUACGAACGGCCAAGAGCUGGGCUUUGCACGGCUGCAUGCAGCCCUGGCGUGGGGACGUGGGACACGGGGACACGGGGACAGGGCACACAGGGACAUGGGGACAUCAUAGGGAUGUGGGACACGGGGACGUGCGACACGGGGACAUGGGACACAAGAACAUGGGACACGGGGACAUAGGGAUGUGGGACAUGGGGACGUGGGGACACAGGGACACAGGGACGGGCCCCAGGCCGGUGGCAGGUGGCGCUGGCUCACUCCUGCACCAGAGCAGGCUGUGAGGUUUAUUAAUUACUUCUGGAGGUUUAUUAAUUACUUCUGUGGAAAGCACAGCAUGCACUGAGAACUGACUUUUAAUUAAUUUUAUUAUUGAUAAAAUAAUAAUUAAUUAUUAUUAA